Paramacrobiotus metropolitanus is the source of this 3771-nucleotide messenger RNA. Its product is annotated as mucin-2-like. Bases 23 to 3523 code for a protein of 1166 amino acids. The transcript has 3 exons. Gene Ontology annotation, cellular component: cell surface. NCBI's taxonomy places the organism in Eukaryota, Metazoa, Tardigrada, Eutardigrada, Parachela, Macrobiotidae. The record is from RefSeq and is a predicted model, not a curated record.
UUUCGAUCGUCCGCUAAUGUAAAUGAUGAAAAUGCUUGUCCCCGUCAUUCUCCUCGUGUUUCUUAUUGCCCAAUCAUCUUUGGCGCGUCCCUCUCCCAGGAAGGCCGAACACGAAGAUUCCCGUCCGUCGCAAUGCAAUCACCCGGAUACCGCCUUCGCUGAAUACAACUCCCACCGUUGCCGUUUCUUCCGCUGUGAUGGAGGUCAACAAGUCCACCUACACUGCCACCACGUGCAACCCACGGAACUGCGCUCCGCCCUAGACAGCUACUACCUCACCGGCUCCAAAGUCCCGCUCUCCCUGGAAGUGAGCAGUGAGAAACCUUUACCCGACCUACUGAUCAGCGAGCAGUCACUGGGCAACUCCGCCUCUUUGAUCCACAAGCUUGUCAUUAACACCCUCAGUUUGUUCGAGAUUGAUAAGAAUAUCUGGAGAUUUAUGCCGAACCUGAAGAUCCUCAAUCUAACCGCCGCCCACGAUGGUAGCCACCUGACCAGCGACUUUUUCAACGGCGCCACCGCAUUGGAGAGUUUGUCUCUGGAUAUCGGUGGGCGUGUCAACUUAUCCCGCUCCGUUGUCACCCUGAGGGCGCUACAGUGCUUCAAUCUUCGCGGUAAGGCUUUCGUCUGUGAUUGUGCCAUGUUGGAUAUUAUGCGGCGAGCACCCAUCUGGAGGCAGAAUGGAGCAUACGAGAACCCGCUGGUCGAAGGGGAUACCUGGGAAUGUGGGACCCAUCACGGAGCGACGUGCGGGGACUUUCCCCAGAAAGGUGUAUCCCUUUCCAAAUUCACCUUACCGGAUUGCCCGAUGGUGCCGUUUGCGCCGGUGGGAGCGGGCGUGGCGCCGCUGUCCGGCUCGCAGAUCUCCUGUGACUACAAGAAUCUCAAGGUGCGUCUGCGCAAUGUCGGUGUGACGACGAAUCUGGCGUUUCGCCUGAAUGGAAGUCUGGAGGAACGGUGUGAGGGACGACUGCAUGCCGGGACCGUGCAUUUCGAUGUUCCGCUGAACCAAUGCGGAACCACUAUUAAUCAUCCCCGAGGGACGAAGUUGAUGGUGAUACAAAAUAAAAUUGUGGUCACCAAGAAGGAAGCCGAUAAUCGUAAGGCGGCUGGUCGGUCAGUCAAGGUAGCUGGUGGAAAAGAGAUCCCGGUUGAAUGUCGGCUAAAUCAGCUGGGCGAUCUCAGCCAGCAGUUUCAGACACCGGCGCCGGCAUACCCGAUCCAACAAGGAGAUGGACAAGUUCGUGUCAAAAUGGAUGUUCAACCGACAACAUCGCUUGGCGGUGGAUACGCUUUUGACAUCACACUGGACACUACAGCAGACGGACAAUGGCCCCUGUCCGUGGAGAAGUGUUGGGCAACGCCGACUAACAAUGCAUCAGACGAUAAUCAACACGUCAUCAUUUCUAACGGGUGCUACGUUGAUCCAUCCGUGGAAAUGACCUUGGAGACCAGCGAACGCUACAUCCGUCAGAGCUUCACCAUGGAUGAAUUCCAGUUUCCUCACGCCGGCAACGCGCAAGUGUAUAUUCACUGUGAAGUGGAACCCUGUGGUUACGAGAACGGCUACUGCAAGUGGUCACAGGAACAGCGUUGCGAGCAGAUUGGCAUUACUACGGAACGACCACCCAGCGAAACCACGCUGCACGCCAUUCUAAAGCAAUCCACUGAAAAACCGACAGAACAACCUGUUACCGAUGACAUCACCACAGAAGUUACGACCGAAAUAACAACUAGCGAAGAUGCAACGUCAGAACCAUCAACAGCAGAAAGCGGUGACGUGACUACAGAAGUUGCUACUACCCCGGAAAGCGAGCCAACGACCAUGGAAGCUGAUGUUGCUACGGUAAAUGUAGAGGAUACAACGGUUGCUACCGAUAUUCCUACCGAUGAUACCGAUGUUACCACAACCACGGAGGACAUUGUGCAGACGACCCAAACCGCGGAUGUCACUGACGAGACAACAGACAGCACCGAUGACACACUAGGAGAAACCGUUACCGACACACCAGCGGAUACUGAGGAUGCACAAACCACCGAGCCACCGGCAACCGACUCGGAAUCGGCAACAACAGAAGCACAAAGCGGAUCUGAAUCAACACAAGAAAAUACCGAUAUCUCCGUGGUAACCGGCGAACCUGUAACCACGGUAGCGUCUGACUCGUCGUCGGACACAAGUACACCGGAAGAGGAGACAACGACUGAGGGAAACACUGAAGCGCCCGCCAAUAACAACACGCCAGCCGAUACCACAGAUCAGACCGAGAACACCGAGGGUACCAUUGAAUUACACCAGGCUGAUGGUGUACCGGAAGGCAUAUCAUCAUCAACGGAUGAUACAACGAAUUCUCAAGACAGCGAGUCCACCUUAAUAACCGAACCUCCUACCACAACUCCAGAAGCGUCCACGGACGAUACCGAGAACACCGAAGUCACAACCGAAGCCUCUGUGGAACCGGUGACCGACAGAGAGCCAACUACUCCCCCUUGGUACCACACUGUCCUGGAGGAUCGAGAGAAACGCGACACACGCUUCGUUCUCAACUCCAUGACACUGUCGGAACUGUCCGGUCGGCUAUCCAAGGAUGAGCCGGACCGCCCCCAUCACCAGGGACAUCACCAUACCAAUACAGUGGUUUCCGAUGCAGAUGACGAGGAACAGACUACCGUUGCGGAUGAUCAAAGUGAAACGAAGCCAGAUCACCAUCUCCACGAACAUCAUCACACGGGUACAGUAGUUUCCGAUGGAGAUGACAAAGAGCAAACCACCGCUGCGGAUGAUCAGAACGAAACAGAGACUACCACCGAGGCUGGCGGUUCUGAUGGGGAAGAUAAUACGUAUGGGGAAGAUUCCGUAACGGAAGCCAGCACUGAGGCAUCAGAGUCCACUGAUGCGCCAGCCAAUGACGAAAUGCCUACCGACGCCACAGAACAGACAGAGUCUACCGAACUUACUACCACGCCGGAAGGUGUAUCGUCGUCGACGGACGACGCAGAGAAUCAGUACAGCGAGUCGACCUUAAUAACCGAACCUACUGCUACAACUGAAGAAGUGUCCACAGAUGGCGCCACAGUCACCGACUCCACAACCGACGGAGAGCCAACCACUUCACCUUCGGGUUGGUGGACGACCGAAGACAAUAGCGACCCGAACAUAUGGAUGUUCAAACGUGACACAAAUUUUGUUUUAAACUCUAUUACGCUGUCGGAACUAUCCGGUCGGCUCUCCAAAGAUAAGCCUGAUCAUCACCACCAGGAACAUCACCACACCGGUACAGUAGUAUCCGAUGCCGAUAGCGAAGAACAAACUACCGAUGCGGACGAUCAAAGUGACACGGACGGUACCACAGAGGCUGGCAGUUCUGAUGGGGAAGAGACCACGGAAGCUCCCGAGUCUGAUACGACCAACAGCGACAAUAUGGAGGAGACCACAACUGUAUAUGUGCCUAUUAUCCUCAAAGCGCUCCACGGUUUACACGGAAAGCAUCCUGCACAAGAAAAAGAGACCGAAACCGAAAAAUAGCCGAUAAUACACGUGGCUGUCGGUUUUAAGCUAUUAAUAUUAAUAUUUAUUUCCUGUGAAAGAAAGUAGUAAUGCUAAUUUAUUGCUUAUUGCUUUCGUAAUAACUGCGCUUGAGUAAUGGCUGGUAAGAUGAUUAAUGUAUUACCGAUGGGAUUAAAUAAUUAGUGCCUAUCCCAUACCAACGCUGUGUGCUGACAUAUGCCUGCCAUACAAACAUAUAGUCUGCGCAAGGAUGGCGGCGUCACGGC